AUGAUUUCUCGCUAUGCCGCCUCGGCGGCGCGCGUCAUAAAGGUAUCGGCUCGCGCUGGCCCACCGUCAAAAGCAGCACUCUCACUGACACAAGCUGCCAUUGGACGUGUAAAAUAUUUGUUAAGCCAGCGUCCUGAGAUGAAGGCACUCAAGAUAAGCGUAAAACAGCGUGGCUGUAACGGGCUAACGUACACUCUUGAGUAUGCACAAAAGAAGGCAAAACUUGAUGAAGAAGUCGUCCAGGCAGUGAAAUGGAUUAUAUUCAAGACCGGCUAUCAUCCGAAUUUGUCUUUCGUAGUCCGAACAUCAAAGGCACUUGUGGCUGCGGCGAAAGCUUUAGCAUAUAAUUGUGAUAUGUACCGGUUAUGUACCUACAUCUUCUAG
This is a messenger RNA of Gongylonema pulchrum, 384 nucleotides long. NCBI's taxonomy places the organism in Eukaryota, Metazoa, Nematoda, Chromadorea, Rhabditida, Gongylonematidae. The record is from the annotation of a GenBank genome assembly.